AGCGCUUCCCAGCGGCAUCCGCCGCCCUUCAAGUACCAUGCACGCACACCUGCCUUCGUCGCCUAACUCUGAGGGUGUCGCGGUCGAAUGGCUACCACGAGCUCGCACGCCUCUAGUUUGGUUUCUUUCUCGCCGGUUAUUCGUUGGGUUUCUUGAUAUGUACACUUAUAGGGGGAGAGAGAGAGAGAGAGAGAGAGUUCUACACUUCUCCUCCCCUCUCUUGUUUCGCUUCAACUGAGCACUUGAUUAAAGAUUCAUAUAUAUAGAGAGAAUCGACGCCUUUUUCUUGAUUGAAGAUUCAUCCAGUGCUCAAUCACUACGAUGUCCUGGUUUCACUUCCCCUUUCUUGUUUCACUUUCGAUAUAUUUAGAUUUUUCGGUUCUCUGGAUUUCUCAAGACUCUCCUGAUGCAUGUCUUUCUUGAUUAGAGAUUCGUUCAGUUCUCUUUCUUAGUUAGAAUUAGAACCUUCCUUUGGUGGAUUACGCCCUGCGUUUCGCUCUACGGUAAAUUCCCUUUUCUCGCUCUUACGGUAAAUUCUGUAAGAGCUGGGUGGAAGUGUUCUGCCUAAUCGUUCAACUCAAUGAAAGAAAAAGAGUUCUUGUAACAUUUAUUAGUAUAUGAAGGUUCAUUAACCAUGGUAAUUCUAUAAGGAUAAUAUGUACAAAAAUUAUGUCAGGUUUAUCUUGGCAGAAUGCUCUUCUCUUUAUAACUCCAUAUUUACCUGCUAGUGCUGUUCAUUCUCGCCACAUUUACCUUGCUACACCACUCACUGGAAAAUAGAAACACACUUUUGAUACAAUGAUGUUCUCUAACUUUUGAUACUUGCUUUUCUUACAUGCAUCCUCAGUUUGGUUGUUCUUAUUUAUCUCUAGAGACACCUUGAUACAUCUUUUUCUUUUUCUUAACAAAUGGACCUUUCGUCAUGUUUCUUUCUCUUCGAUGGGCAUUCUGUUCCAUACAUCAGUUCCAACAGAAGUCAUUCAGGUCAAAUUGUUUACAACUUGAUGCACCUUUAUUGUCUUCAUGGAUUUUUAGUUCUAGUUUUGUUGUAAGAUAUGGCAGUCCAAAUCCAUCUGAUUGCUUUCUGUUCUCCUGUUGCGCUGAUGGUCUCUUGCUGCUAAGAUGUCCAAGAAAUUUGUCGGUAAAGCAGCCUAAAAUUAUAAUGUGAGCAGAAAAGCUUCCUGCCUGCUUGCUCCUUUACGUGGAACGAUGGACACGCUUUAGAGAAGAUGUUCCAAGGCAGCUCUCCCCAAGCAGGACGGACAUCUUUUCCUUGGGGUCUUUGCGUAAGUUCUAAGCAACUCCACUGCAACUCUUCUCUUGCUGAGCUGAAGAAGAAUGCCCCCAAGUCAAAAAGAAGAAGAGCACAGAGGUCGGCAAUGCGCGAAUUCCCACUACCAACAGUGACAAGGGAAGCAUCUUUACACCUUCGUCGAACCGACUAACUUUUCAGAGGAAAGCAAAGCAACGGACCCCAUCGUCCAUCGUCCAUCGUCAAGGUGUGUGUGGUCGUCUCAUGCAUGGAUGGCAAAGCGUGGUGGGUGGACAUGUUUCCGAGAAAGUUCCACUCCACCGACGCUUUCCCCUUCUUCCCUUGAUGUGGCGAUUCUGAUCAAUCGGCCAGCAAGCAAAGCAAGAGCUGAGUUCCAAUUCUUCCCCGUCCACGGAGCGGAGCCAUGGCAGAGGUGGUUGCCAGCAGCAUCGUGAGGUUUGUGUCCGACAAGCUGGGAGCCAAAGUGUUGAACGAGCUGGGGAUGCUGAAGGGUGUGGGCGAGGAACUCAAGCGGCUGGAGAGCACCCUCGCCGCAAUCCAAGACGUGCUCGAAGACGCAGAAGCACGGCAGGUGAAGGAGAAAUCCCUCAGAGUUUGGCUGCGGGAGCUGAAGGAUGUCGCCUACGACUUGGACGAUCUGUUGGAUGAGACCGCAGUCAAGGCCCUGACCAAAGGAAAGGUGCGUGGAUUGCCUCUCACGCCCAAAUCAAUUCGAGUUCGGCAUGAGAUAGCUUGCAAGGUGAAGAAGAUGAGGAAGAGAUUAGACGCCAUCGCGGAGGAGCGAGCCACAUUCCACCUGAGGGAGGGAACCGCCAAAGACAGUGAGCCGGGCAGUGGAGUAAGAGAGCAAACUGGCUCUUCGGUGGAUGAAUCCCAAGUCUACGGUCGACAGCAAGACAAGGAGCAACUCAUCGACUUCCUUCUCGGCGACUCUACUGAAGAACAUAAUAACAAUCUCGGAGUCAUUGCAAUUGUUGGGCUGGGUGGUCUCGGCAAGACCACUCUCGCUCAGCUAGUGUACAAUGAUGAGGGGGUGCGUCAGCACUUCGAGAGGAGGAUGUGGGUCUACGUUUCUGAUAAGUUCGACAGCAAAAGUCUCAUGAGAUCGAUCAUAGAAUCCCUGAGCGCAAAGGAGUUCACCCUCCCGGACAUGGACCCGAUGCAGCGGGAGCUCGUGGAACAGAUCAGAGGUAGGAGGUUUCUGCUGGUGUUGGAUGACGUCUGGAACGAGGACUACGAACUGUGGGAUAGACUGAGGAUUCUGCUGAACAAUGGAGCCAAGGGAAGUAAGGUUGUGGUGACGACACGAAGCCGGCGAGUCGCGUCCGUGAUGAACGCGGACGACGUGCACUUCCUCGCCGGUCUCUCCGACGACGACUGCUGGUUGUUGUUCAAGAGAAGGGCGUUCGAGUCGGGCAGCAGCGCGAGGAACCCCAGCUUGGUGGCCAUCGGCAAGGAGAUCGUGAGGCGAUGUGGAGGCAUGCCGUUGGCAGCCAAGGCUUUGGGGAGCAUGAUGCGGUUCAAGCGAGAGGUGAGCCAGUGGGUGGCGGUCCGGGACAACGAGAUUUGGAGACCCUCCGCCGACGUUGACGACGACCAGAUUCUACCUGCUUUGAUGCUGAGCUACAGUCAUCUUCCACCGCGUCUGAAACAAUGCUUUGCGUACUGCGCGAUUAUCCCAAAAGGCAAAACGAUGCGGAUCGAGACACUGGCUCAGCUGUGGGUUGCAGGAGGCCUGGCGGACCUGGAGGAUGUGGGAUCUCACUACGUGGAUCAGUUGCUGUCCAGAUCCCUUCUCGAGAUCGGUCAAGAGGAAGCGCAUGGUGCUGUGAACCUGGUCAAAAUGCACGACGUCGUCCACGACCUCGCUCGGUUUGUCGCCGGCGACGAAUGCUCGAUCGUGGACGUCUGCGGCAGCACAGCCACCUCCCCAGGUUCGCGCUACGCGUCUCUACUCUUCGAUGGACGGACGCCAUCGGUUGCAGAGACGCUUGGCCAUCUGCGGAAGCUGCGAGCUUUGUAUGUGAUCGUGACCGAAGGCAUUUUUGAGGAGUAUGGUGUGAGGGUGCUCGACGGGAAGAAUGUUUACGGACGAAGUGCAGAGGAGCAAGACGAAGACGAGAGAGUUCUCCUUGCCAUAUUCUCCACCAUGAAACCCCUGCGAGCACUACAUUUGGAUAGCUUUCCCAUGAAAGCACUGCCUGCUGCAGUACAAAAUCUCGAUCAUCUGCGGUACCUCGACCUGUCACGAACCGACCUCCGAACACUUCCUCCGGCCAUCGGGCGUCUCCACAACCUGCAGAUCCUGAAACUGUGGAGUUGUACAGGACUCGAAGCAUUGCCCGAAUCGAUCGGCGAGCUGGUAAAUCUGGUGACCUUGGAUCUCUGUCUCUGCCGACGCCUUUCUUCUUUACCGGAUUGCAUCGGUCGCAUGGGCAACCUGCGGAACUUGGAUGUUUCCACGGCUUGCAUCACCACGCUGCCGGAAUCGUUGAGCUCCCUCUCAAACCUACAGCUGCUGAAACUUAGAGACUGUUACUGGCUGCAUGAGCUUCCGAAGAACGCACAGAGCAUGAGAAGCCUCACACACCUUGACAUACGUGGUUGUUAUGGUCUGACCUGCAUGCCCGCGGGGUUAGGACAGUUGCGUCAGCUGCGGAUGCUGCCGACGUACCUGCUCGGUGAUGGAGAUGGCGAAGGAGGUCUUGAAGAGCUCGGCACCCUAAAUCUCGAAGGUGAAUUGUAUAUCGGGAAUCUUCAGAAUCUAAGGAGUGCUACGGAAGCCGGCGAGGCCAAUCUGAGGGAGAAGCCGGGCCUGCGUUCGCUGAAACUAAAGUGGGAUCUGACCUCUUGGUUCCAACAAGAAGACCGGAAUGAUGUCGCGGCCAUUGGUGAGGAGCACACCGAGCUGGUGGAAGAUGCGCUAGGAAGCCUCCGACCGCAGCCAGACCUGGAGGUCCUGCGGAUCGAGGGUUACGUUGGCAAGGUGCUGCCGGGGUGGAUGAUGGAUUGCUCGAUUCCGAAUCUGGUGGAGCUUUCACUGGACUUGUUUACUCGAUGUGAGAAGUUGCCGGCGUUGGAGAGGCUCUCCUGUCUAAAGGAGCUGAACCUGAGCAGAUUCCCCCGUGUCGAGUGCCUUCCACGGUUAGGGCAGCUACCCUGUCUCAGGGUCCUCUGCCUCGAAGCGCUUCCUGCUGUGAAGCGUUUGGGAUCAGAGUUGUCCGGCGGCGGGUGCGCGUUCCCUGCACUGGAGGAACUGCGACUGGUUUUCAUGUUGGAUUUGGAGGAGUGGUCAGGCACGGAGGGGGAAGAUUUCCUUCCUCGUCUCUCAGAGCUGGUACUGACGGACUGCCCAAAACUAGGAGCACUACCAUCGACGUUUCCAUCUGUGAACCGGCUGACGAUGAACGUGGACGACAAGCUGCUACUCUCUCACCUCGAACGUGGUGCGUUUCCAAACCUAAAGCAUUUGGGUAUCUGUAACUGCGACCCAGAUGAUGAAGCAGGAGGCAUGCCAGAAGUCCUAGUGGAGCGCUUGGAUUCUGUUGAAAGCUCGUCAUGGACAGUAAGUGAACAGGAAAUUGUCCAAGUUGGCAAGAAUUGUUAGAUCCUCCAAAGAAACUUCACUCUCUCUCUGCCUAACUCGUCCUUGCAAGACCUGGAAGUGAGGUUGUAAGACCUGGAAGUGAGGUUGUAAGAACUUGAAGAACACCUGCAUUACCAGUUCAAGAGCUGAAAAAUAUACACCAGAUUUUCUCA
Messenger RNA from Musa acuminata AAA Group (dessert banana), 5032 nucleotides. Its product is annotated as putative disease resistance protein RGA1. Gene Ontology annotation, molecular function: ADP binding. Gene Ontology annotation, biological process: defense response to fungus. The record is from RefSeq and is a predicted model, not a curated record. Lineage: Eukaryota; Viridiplantae; Streptophyta; Magnoliopsida; Zingiberales; Musaceae. Bases 1677 to 4880 code for a protein of 1067 amino acids. The transcript has a single exon.